UUGUUUUUACUUUUUAUUAAAGCCUUAUUUUGAUUUUUGCUCACAAACCAAUUUGUGUUUUUUGUUCAACCAAGUACGAAUUAAAAAAAAUAUUUUAUUUUUUUCGCCUCAUCUUGGAGAAAAAGAUUUCCCACACAAAGACUCGAUUUUCGGCAAACAUAAAGGCGAAGAAGAAGAGUGGAGCCAAGCGAAAAAAGUGAGCGUGUGUGCGUGCGAGAGCGUGCAAAAGAGAGCGCUACAGCAAGCAGCCAUCAGUGUGUGUGCGUGUUUGUGUCUUUUGCGCGAGAGAGAGAGAGACUGUGCGCUCGUGUCUGUGUGUAAAGGGACGCCGCUAAAAAAGGCGCAGAAAAGAAAAGAAACAAGGAUUUUUUCUUUAUUCGUUUUUGCUAAUUGAAACCCGUACAGAAAUGGAGGAAGUAGCGGUAAAGAAGCGCGGCCGACCACCAAAGGCAUCCAGCGGUGGUGGCUCUUCAUCAGCGGCGGCGGCGGCAGCCUCGCCGGGUCCCAAAAAGCGCGGUCGUCCCGCCAAGAAUAAGGGCUCCAAUCCGCCCAGCGGUGGCGGUGGCCAGCGCGGUCGUCCCCCCAAGGCGUCCAAAAUCCUGACUGACGAUGAUCCCGAGGACGAUGAAGACGAGGAGGGCGACGGCUCCGGCGCUGAGCUUGCAAACCACUCAUCCCCCUCGCCGACGAAGGGCAGGGGACGUCCCAAGAGCAGUGGCGGCGCCGGAGCUGGCGAUGCGGUCAAGACGCCCGGUUCCGCCAAAAAACGCAAGGCCGGCAGGCCCAAGAAGCACCAGCCCAGCGAUAGCGAGGAUGAAGACGAGCAGGAUGAUGAUGACGACGGUAGCAGCAUCGAAGAACGUCGCCCGGUGGGCCGGCCGCCGGUCGCUGGAUCCGUCAACCUGAACAUAGUGCGCACGGGACGCGGCCUGGGAAGACCCAAGAAGCGGGCAGCCGAGUCCAAUGGCGAUGGGGAGCCUCAAGUGCCCAAGAAACGCGGUCGUCCGCCACAGAAUAAGUCGGGAAGUGGCGGCAAUAGUGGCUACGUGCCCACUGGUCGUCCACGCGGUCGUCCAAAGGCCACUGCUGCGCCUGUCGACAAGCACGAGGAUGACGAUGAUCAGGACGAUGAGAACUCCGCGGACGAGGUGCACAGCUCGCCGGAGAAGACGGUAGUGGCGCCAAAGAAGCGUGGACGUCCCGCCCUUGGCGCCAGCAAGGUGCCCAAGGAGGGAACACCGAAGCCCCGCGGUCGCCCAGCGAAACACAUUGACGAGGCAGAUGCUGAUGCAGAUGAUGCUGAUUCCACCGACCAGGCCGAACAAAACUCAAAGAAGGAGGCGGACGACGAGGACGGUGCCGUGGAUGGGACACCAACCAAAGGAGAUGGCCUGAAAUGGAACUCCGAUGGCGAAAAUGAUGCCAACGACGAAUAUGUUUCGGAUGCCUACAACGAUUCCGAAUCGGUAGCUGCCUAAAACAAACAAUUUAUAAACAUUUCCACACACACACCCCCCUUCCCUAAGAAUCAACACAAAAAAAGGAUGUUGCAAAAAAAGAACGAAAACAUCUGCAAGUAAGAGACGAAACCUUAAGCACACAAGAUACAAAAAAUAAAAUACGGAUAGGACCUACUGGACUUUCGAGAACCUUCCCCUCCUAAAACUACACACUAUCUACAUACAUAUUCCGAUUUAUUGCUGAGAAAAUGGAAAAUCCGUUUACACUGCACUCCACUGUAAUGAUGUAGCGUAACUCGGAAAACGAUUUCAAAUUGGAUUGGAAUUUUCAAAUAAAUAACAUAUGUAUUAGAGAUGUGCGGCCUGUUUUUUUCUUUUCGGAAGUUUGUAAAACAUUAAACUUGAUUGUAACAAAGAAUUUGAUUUGAUUGCAGCUAAUUCAAUCGUAUACAAGUUUAAAUAAACAAAAACCUCAAAUUUA
Molecule: messenger RNA, 1941 nt
Organism: Drosophila teissieri
Lineage: Eukaryota; Metazoa; Arthropoda; Insecta; Diptera; Drosophilidae
Gene: D1
Product: chromosomal protein D1
Exons: 3
Coding region: 408-1478 (356 amino acids)
Molecular function (GO): DNA binding
Source: RefSeq, a predicted model, not a curated record